Molecule: messenger RNA, 1257 nt
Organism: Strongyloides ratti
Lineage: Eukaryota; Metazoa; Nematoda; Chromadorea; Rhabditida; Strongyloididae
Product: Guanine nucleotide-binding protein G(k) subunit alpha
Exons: 2
Coding region: 1-1257 (418 amino acids)
Biological process (GO): sensory perception of chemical stimulus; adenylate cyclase-activating dopamine receptor signaling pathway
Cellular component (GO): heterotrimeric G-protein complex
Molecular function (GO): guanyl nucleotide binding; G-protein beta/gamma-subunit complex binding; GTPase activity
Source: RefSeq, a predicted model, not a curated record
AUGGGUUCAAUAUUAUCAAUAUGUGGAAAUGAUUCUAAAAAAAUAGGUAUUGGAAAUGUACCAAAAAUAAUUGAUAACAAUAAUGAUGAAAUAAAUAUUCAACUUAAUACAGAAAGUCCUGUAAGAUUUUUUAUGGCAGGAUUGGGAUCUGCCGGAAAGACAACCAUCAUUCGUCAACUACAAAUGUUAGCAAUAAAUAAUAAUAAAAGAUAUCGUAUGUAUGAUGAAGACUGGAAUGAGUAUGAUCCUAAUAAAUGGAAAAAAGAUUUUGAAAAUAAUAUUAUUUGGAGGAAUAUUAUUAGAAAAAAUAUAUUAGAUACUUUUAAUAUUAUUAUAAAAUAUAAUGAAAGAGAAAAUAUUGAGUAUGAGACAGAGGAUAACUUUAAUUUUGCCAUGGAAUUAAGUGAAUCAUUAGAUGAGGAUGAAGAUUAUGAACAAAUAAAAGAAAAUAAACCAGAAUUUUUGGUAUCAUUAAUAUUACUAUUUGAGGAUUCAGAUUUUGUAAAAGCUUUUGAACAUAAAAAUAAAAUUAAACUAGAGGGUAAAAAAUUAUUUGAUGGUUGUGAUCAUUUUAUGAAAAAAGAAAAGAUUAUUGAGGUUUUUUCUGAUAAUUAUAUACCAGAUGAGAGUGAUAAAGUAAGGAGUAGAUAUCCAACUCAAGAUAUGCGUACAUAUCGUUUUAAAAUAUAUGAUACAAAAAUUGAAAUUAAUGAUAUUGGUGGACAAAAAUCAGAGAGAUCAAAAGUUGGAGAAUUUGUCAAACAUUGGAGUUUACAGGGACCAAGUGAUUCUAAAAAUUUUAUCCUCCUUGUAGUGGGGAUGUCAGAUUAUAAUGAAAAACAUGAUGAAUAUGAGGGAACAUUAUUAGAUGAAUGUUUAGAAUAUAUGAAAAAUCUUCUAUCUAAUCCUUAUGCUUCAAAGUGUGGAUUAUUAAUUUUUUUUAAUAAAAGAGAUAAAUUUUUAGAAAAGUUAAAUGAUCCUGAUUGUCGAAAUGAUAUUAUAUAUUUAAAACCUUAUUUGGAUCGAACAGUUUAUAAUGAGUAUAAAAAUACUGGUAAUUUUAAGGAAGAAGAUAUGCAUAAGGCAAUUGCUAGUAAAUUUGCUGAAAUAAUAAAUUCAAAUAAAAUUAAACGAGAAAGAGAUACAUAUUGUAGAUUUACAUGUGCCAUUGAUAAAGUUAUGAUGGAAAGUAUCUUUGGAACAGUUUACUAUGAAAUUUUAAAAAGUAAAGCUGUUGAUGAAGAAUUAUUUCCCUAG